CCCCAGCUGACUGAAACAUUGUCCACUGGCACUUUCCUAAGUCACCAUGGCCCACUUGUUAACCACGCUCAUCACCCACAACAUCAAGCCCUACUUGGUCUCUACCACCAGUUUAGUCACCAACAUCAAUCCCAAUCGCUAAACUCUGUGUCACCAUUAGCUUGCCUUUCUGGCACCUCCCGAUCCACCUCUUCUGGAUCCACAAACAGUCCGCCUCUUCAGCCGCACAGCGCAGGCCCACCUGCUUCGACAGUUUACUCUACCUCUGCAUCUGUUACCUUGCCAUCUGGUUCUACUUCUUCGCCCCCUAAACCGGGCCCACUCUUACUCCCGCCUACGCAACAGCCAACAGCAGCAUCUGCUGUAACGAAUUCAUUGGCUUCAUCAUCCGCACCCAAUUCCGCGCCAAACUUAACUCCACCUUUUGCUUUCCUCUUCAACGGCCAACCACGCUUUAUUGCUACUCAAGGUACGCUAGCAAACACUUUGACCGAAUUCUGGCGAAUGGUUUGGCAGGAGCGAAGUGCCGUAAUUGUGAUGAUCACGAAGGAAGUGGAGAGGGGCAGAACAUCAUAUUAA
Messenger RNA from Protopolystoma xenopodis, 579 nucleotides. Lineage: Eukaryota; Metazoa; Platyhelminthes; Monogenea; Polystomatidea; Polystomatidae. The record is from the annotation of a GenBank genome assembly.